CUGAGGAGAACGAUGGAGAUUAGACCAAUUAGUCUUCUGCUUUGCUCCAUUGCUGCAGUGAACAAUGUUCAAGGUUUCUGGACAACACCAGAUAUUGGCACUGAUCCAGCUGGCCACAACUCCUGCGAUGGCUAUUGUGGUGUAAGCUUUGAUGGCUGCUCCUGCAGAGAUUCAUGUGAACACAAUGGGAACUGCUGUGACGACUACUUUGAUUACUGUUACAGAACAACGGCAACACCAAGAGAAGACAUAAAUAUACGACUAACUGGACACAACAAUUCCUGCUCUGGGAGAGUGGAGGUCCAGAUCGAUGGUACCUGGGGCACAGUGUGUGAUGACGGGUGGAACAUGGGCAGUGCUGAAGUGGCUUGCAGACAGGUGGGCUGCGGGUCAGCCCUGCGAGCUCUGACACAUGGGUAUUUUGGAGCAGGCAGCGGACCGAUCUGGGUGGAUAAUAUUCACUGCACAGGCAAUGAGACUUCUUUGGCUCAGUGCCGGCAUAAUGGCUAUGGCAUCAGCAACUGUGGACACCAUGAAGAUGCUGGAGUAGUGUGUGAAGUUGGACCUUAUUCCUGCCGGCACAACUGUGGCAAAAGCUUUGAUACGUGUUCUUGUAGUUUCUUCUGUCAUUACAGUGGAAACUGUUGCCCUGGCUUCUCUGGUAAGAAAUACUGUGGAAGGCUACUGGUAUUGUUGUGA
Sardina pilchardus (European sardine) is the source of this 699-nucleotide messenger RNA. RefSeq names its product scavenger receptor cysteine-rich type 1 protein M130-like. Gene Ontology annotation, biological process: zymogen activation. The transcript has 6 exons. Bases 13 to 699 code for a protein of 228 amino acids. NCBI's taxonomy places the organism in Eukaryota, Metazoa, Chordata, Actinopteri, Clupeiformes, Clupeidae. Gene Ontology annotation, molecular function: serine-type endopeptidase activity. The record is from RefSeq and is a predicted model, not a curated record. Gene Ontology annotation, cellular component: plasma membrane.